Messenger RNA from Ipomoea nil (Japanese morning glory), 2726 nucleotides. Its product is annotated as uridine-cytidine kinase C-like. The record is from RefSeq and is a predicted model, not a curated record. Gene Ontology annotation, molecular function: kinase activity; ATP binding. The transcript has 12 exons. Lineage: Eukaryota; Viridiplantae; Streptophyta; Magnoliopsida; Solanales; Convolvulaceae. Bases 226 to 2205 code for a protein of 659 amino acids. Gene Ontology annotation, cellular component: cytoplasm.
GGAGAAGAAAAUUAACUAAAAAUGAUGAGUCAACCGUGUUCGGAUUACUGUUACUGAUCGACUUCGAUUUGUCCGAUGUGUGAACCAUUAUCGGAUUAACAAUCGUUACUUCCUCUUUUCCCUUCCACCGCUCUAAAAACCCCAUCUUUCUGCUAUUAUUUCAUCCAUCAUCCACACACACAGUUCUCUGCAGUCUCUGAAACACAAAGAAUAUUAGAGAUAUUGAUGGCUCAGGAUAGUGUUUCGAGUCUUGAAUCACCCAGGAAAAGAUCUGGCUUACUGAGAGAUCAAGUCCAGCUGGUGAAAAGAAGGGACACGGGUCGUUAUGAGAUUGUCCCAAUUCAAGAUACUCUGUCAUUUGAAAAAGGAUUCUUCAUCGUGAUCCGGGCAUGCCAAUUGUUGGCUCAAAAGAACGAUGGAAUCACGCUGGUUGGAGUGGCAGGCCCUUCUGGUGCUGGAAAGACUGUGUUUACCGAAAAGAUUCUCAACUUUAUGCCUAGUAUUGCUGUCAUAAACAUGGACAACUACAACGAUCCAAGUCGGAUUAUCGAUGGAAACUUUGAUGAUCCACGCUUGACGGACUACGAAACUUUGCUCGAGAAUAUCCGAGGCUUAAAAGCUGGAAAGUCUGUUCAAGUUCCUAUAUAUGACUUCAAAUCUAGUUCUCGUAGUGGAUACAGGACGGUUGAUGUUCCCAGUUCUCGAGUAGUACUCAUUGAAGGGAUUUACGCCUUGAGUGAAAAGUUGCGGCCCAUGAUAGAUCUUCGUGUCUCAGUCACCGGUGGAGUGCACUUCGACCUGGUAAAACGGGUUCUUAGGGACAUUCAACGUGUUAACCAAGAUCCAGAAGAAAUAAUACAUCAAAUCUCCGAAACGGUCUACCCGAUGUACAAGGCCUUCAUCGAACCAGAUCUUCAGACAGCCCAUAUAAAAAUCACCAACAAGUUUAACCCAUUCUCCGGGUUCCAGAAUCCCACUUAUGUUUUAAAGUCUUCGAAGACGGUCCCACCAGAUCAGAUCAAGGCUGUUCUUUCCGAGGAACACAAAGAAACCAAUGAAGAAACAUAUGAUAUUUUUUUGCUGCCCCCAGGUGAAGAUCCCGAAGCUUGCCAAUCGUAUCUGAGGAUGAGGAACCGGGAUGGCAGAUACACUCUCAUGUUUGAGGAAUGGGUGACAGAUCCUCCCUUCAUUAUAUCACCUCGAAUUACUUUCGAAGUUAGUGUGCGUCUUCUUGGUGGCUUGAUGGCCCUAGGGUACUCCAUUGCGUCCAUCUUGAAAAGAAGCAGUCACGUGUUCUCCGAUGACAAGGUUUGUGUCAAAACCGAUUGGUUGGAGCAACUGAAUCGACACUAUAUUCAGGUGCAAGGCAAAGACCGUUCAUAUGUCAAAUGGAUUGGCACACAGCUGGGGCUCGAAGGUUCUUACAUCCCUCGCACUUACAUCGAACAAAUUCAACUGGAAAAGCUUCUAAAUGAUGUUAUGGCUUUGCCAGCUGAUCUUAAGACGAAACUAAGCAUUGAUGAUGAUACGGUCUUGAGCCCAAAAGAAGCUUUGUCUCAAGCCUCGGCAGAUAGGAGAAUGAAGUUUCUUAAUCGCGGUAUGUCGCUCUCAUUUUCAACGCAGCGUGAAAAGCAUCUUAGCAAACUGACAAAACUUGCGGUGAAUAAUAGGAGAUACGAUGUAAGAACUCCCGAUUCACCAGCAGUUGCUAACCAGGGUGCAAUCACUCGGCUUUCUGAACAGAUCUCCACACUGAGUGAGCGAAUGGAUGAGUUUACGUCUCGGAUAGAAGAGAUUAGCUCAAAAUUGUCCACAAGGAGAGGCAUUUCUGCUAGUCAGCCAAAUUUGACGGUGUAUCCAGAAGUGAGCAAUGGAUCAGCGCCUACUACGCUUUUUAUGGCGGGUUUAGGCAAUGGUUCGUUGACUAGCUCUCUGUUACCUCAUUCAUCAUCGUCUUCUCAAUUGGCACGGGAAUCUGUCAUGGAAGAGGUUGUUGCGAUUGCGAGGGGACAACGACAGAUCAUGCACCAGAUAGACAUUCUAAGCAAUACCAUACGUGAGACGUAUGGCGAGAGGUCGCACCAAGAAAGAAGAGGAAGGCAAGAAACGGGAGCAGAUAUUGAAUCAAUCGGCAUUCCUCUAAUCCUCACUUUGGCGAUUGGUGGUAUAGGUAUCUUCUUGUUCAGAACCCUGUCAUCAUCUUAGAGGUCAACUCGGGCGCCAAAUUAUAUAUUCGCAAACACGUACUACUAUACCAAGCCAUACAUGUAGAGAUAGAUAGGGAAACCACCUCCCGUUGUCAACUGACAAGAUAACUUUUCGUGUAUCUGGGCUCCUAUUUCUCUCAUAGGUCAGCUGCAGUUGUUGGACUUCAUAUUUAAAACAGCGGUCAGCACUGCAAGAAAGUUUUUAUCUUGAACCUUUCUUGUUUAGUUUACUGAGCAAAGAAGCGACUCGUCCCAAGGCCGGUGUGGGUUUUUAUGAUCCCCCGGGAUUUUCAGAGAUCUUGCUGCAACUUCACACCAAAAUCAUUCUUCUUCAUUUUGCCUAAUGAAAACGAGAAACAAAGGUAUGGGGAAUGUGGUGUAGUUGUAGUUCUUUUGAACACUUUUAUAAUGCAAAAUCCCUUUAGUCUUCUGUCUGUUCUUUCAUCAUGAGUGGGCUAAUACAGGCAAAAUAUUCAUUGAAGCAGUAAAGAACUCAUUUUUCACAAAACUUCUGAAAAA